Micropterus dolomieu (smallmouth bass) is the source of this 2620-nucleotide messenger RNA. RefSeq names its product VPS33A core subunit of CORVET and HOPS complexes (gene vps33a). Bases 73 to 1875 code for a protein of 600 amino acids. The transcript has 13 exons. NCBI's taxonomy places the organism in Eukaryota, Metazoa, Chordata, Actinopteri, Centrarchiformes, Centrarchidae. Gene Ontology annotation, biological process: vesicle-mediated transport; intracellular protein transport. Gene Ontology annotation, cellular component: CORVET complex; lysosome. The record is from RefSeq and is a predicted model, not a curated record.
UUCUUUGGUCACGUGAUUGAGUUUCACCCAACGCUGUGGUCACCUGAUUUGUUGUGUUGCCGAUGAAGAAAGAUGGCGGCCCACCUGUCGUACGGUAGAGUCAAUUUAAACAUUUUAAGAGAAGCAGCACGAAAAGAGCUUCGAGAGUUUUUGGACAAGUGUGCGGGGAGCAAGGCCAUAGUUUGGGAUGAAUAUCUGACUGGACCUUUCGGACUGAUAGCUCAGUACUCUCUACUGAAGGAACAUGAAGUGGAAAAGAUGUUCACCCUUAAGAGUGGCAGGCUUCCCCCAGCUGACGUCAAAAAUAUCAUCUUCUUUGUUCGUCCCCGACUGGAGCUCAUGGACAUCAUUGCUGAGAAUGUAUUCAGUGAGGACAAGAUGCAUUCGUCACGAGACUUCCACAUUUUGUUUGUGCCUCGGCGGAGCAUGCUGUGUGAACAGCGGCUGAAGGAGCAGGGCGUGUUGGGCUCUUUCAUCAACAUUGACGAGUAUAUCCUAGACCUGAUUCCCUAUGAUGGUGACCUGCUGUCCAUGGAGUAUGAAAGCGCUUUCAGGGAGUGCUACUUAGAAAAUGACCAAACAAGCCUUUACCACACAGCCAAAGGCCUCAUGACCUUACAGGCAUUGUAUGGCACCAUUCCACAGAUCUAUGGGAAAGGAGAAUGUGCACGUCAUGUUGCCAACAUGAUGCUGAGGAUGAAGAGGGAGUUUGCCGGCAGUCAGAAUCAGAUCCUGCCCGUGUUCGAUACUCUGCUUCUUCUGGACCGUAAUGUUGAUCUGCUCACCCCUCUGGCCACACAGCUCACCUACGAGGGUCUCAUUGAUGAGAUCUACGGAAUCAGUAACGGUUAUGUCAAAUUGCCUCCUGAGAAGUUUGCACAGAAGAAGCAAGGUGAGGCGAGUAAAGAUUUACCCACAGAGCCCAAGAAGUUACAACUCAACUCAGCAGAGGAACUGUAUGCAGAAAUACGGGACAAAAAUUUCAACGCUGUUGGAGCAGCGCUCAGCAAGAAGGCCAAAAUAAUCUCAGCUGCCUUUGAGGAACGCCAUAAUGCCAAAACAGUGGGAGAAAUAAAGCAGUUUGUGUCUCAGCUGCCUCACAUGCAGGCAGCACGAAGCUCGCUGGCUAACCACACUUCUGUAGCAGAGCUGAUCAAGGACAUCACCACAUCGGAGUCCUUCUUUGACAAUCUAACAGUGGAGCAGGAGUUUAUGACUGGAGUCGACACAGACAAGGUGAACACAUAUAUAGAAGACUGCAUUUCCCAAAAGGAUCCUCUAAUAAAGAUUCUGCGUCUGGUGUGUAUGCAGUCAGUCUGCAACAAUGGCCUCAAGCAGAAGGUGUUUGACUAUUACAAGAGGGAGAUUCUCCAGACCUAUGGAUAUGAACAUAUACUAACAUUGAACAACCUGGAGAAGACAGGUCUUUUGAAGCCACAGACAAGCUCAAGGAAUAACUACCCCACUAUUAGAAAAACCCUUAAACUGUGGAUGGAGGACGCCAAUGAACAGAACCCCAACGACAUCUCCUACGUGUACAGUGGCUACGCUCCACUAAGCAUCCGACUGACCCAGGUCUUGGCCAGGCCCGGGUGGCGUAGCAUCGAAGAGGUGUUGAAGAUGCUUCCAGGCCCACACUUUGAGGAGAGACAACAGCUGCCAGCCGGGCUUCAUAAGAAACGCCAGCAAGGGGAGAAUCGGACAACGCUGGUCUUCUUCCUCGGAGGAGUGUCAUAUGCAGAAAUAGCUGCUCUUCGUUUCCUCUCUCAAAUGGAAGACAGCGGGAUGGAGUAUAUUAUAGCCACCACGAAACUCAUAAAUGGCACAACGUGGAUCAAAUCCCUGAUGGACCGGCCUGAAUCCCAGACCCCCUGAGUCACCUGCUUGUACACCUGGCCACAUCAAACACCCCAUCCAUUCGAAAACCUCAGUGGCUGUUUUUUAUGUCCGUGUACUGCAGGUGUUUCAUUGAUGUUUGUGCUGGUUAAACAGCAGCUGGUUCUUUAAAGGUGCCCAGUGGAGUUUUCUUGGAAACAAAGUUACGUUAACAUUCAGUGUUACUAACAAAACGCGUUGUGUUUAUCUUUGAGGUCUGACAAACAUGUUGAAUGCAUUUCCUUCUUCAUAACAUUUGCCAAGAUGAUUUUCUUAUAUAUUUCACAUCGUCCACUGUUACCAUACAUGUAUUGUUGCUUGCCUUUGCUGGUGCUUUACUACGUUUCUUUGUACAGUACCACCACUAACUGCGGUUCAGUGGAAUGUGUAUCACAUUGCAUGAUACAAAAAAAGUUGACCCACUUGUAAAAACAACAGAGUGCUUUUAGUGGUCAUAAACUCCACAGGGUACCUUAAUUUGCACCCAGAAAAAAUAAUAUAAAGCUGGUUUAGUGCUACUGUUUAUCAUACAAUCGCUUUCUCCUCUGGCUACAUUUCCAUCAAUGAGGUCAUUGCUUUAUUAUGGAGCCACUGUAAAUAUGUAUGUAUGUAUGUUUGUAUGAUUAAAAUCUUUGAGAUGAUGUCAUGCAUAAGAGGAUGAAAGGUGCACUCCUUUCGUAGGACAUUUUCAGUUUUGUGUAGCUUUCGCUGGCAUAAUAGGUAAAUAAAGUCUUAACAAGUGUAA